Molecule: messenger RNA, 1411 nt
Organism: Dipodomys spectabilis (banner-tailed kangaroo rat)
Lineage: Eukaryota; Metazoa; Chordata; Mammalia; Rodentia; Heteromyidae
Gene: Tigar
Product: TP53 induced glycolysis regulatory phosphatase
Biological process (GO): positive regulation of DNA repair; negative regulation of programmed cell death; fructose 2,6-bisphosphate metabolic process
Cellular component (GO): cytosol
Molecular function (GO): fructose-2,6-bisphosphate 2-phosphatase activity
Source: RefSeq, a predicted model, not a curated record
UGGAGAAACGAGACUCAACAAAGAGAAAAUCCUUCAAGGGCAGGGCGUGGACGAGCCCCUCUCAGACGCCGGCCACGUGCAGGCCGCGGCGGCCGGCCGGUUCCUGAGCCGCGUGGUGUUCACACACGCCUUCUCCAGUGACCUUACCAGGACCAAGCAGACUAUUCACGGGAUUUUGCAGGAAAGCAAAUUCUGCAGACAGCUGACGGUGAAGUAUGAUCUGAGACUUCGGGAAAGGAAGUACGGGAUCGCCGAGGGCAGAGCCCUGAGUGAGCUGCGGGCCAGCAAGGCUGCUGGGGAGCAGUGCCCGGCCUUCACCCCGACGGGAGGGGAGACGCUGCACAGGUGAAAAACCCGUGGGAAGGAUUUCUUCGAGUCUCUGUGUCAGCUCAUCGGGGACGAAGCUGCCAGCAGAGGCCCGGCGCCCCCCAGCGCCCCGAGCCAGCGCCUGGAGACCUUUGCUGCAGAGCUUUUCCCUCAGGGACAAAGUGGCAGGUGGGACUCGAACUCACAGCCCGCCGGCCCGGGCCUGGCAGCCAGUGUCCUGGUGGUGACCCAUGGCGCAUACAUGAGAAACCUGUUCGAUUACUUCCUGACCGACCUCAAGUGCUCCCUGCCCCCCACCCUGGGCAAAUUCGAACUCACGUCCGUCAGCCCCAACACGGGGAUCAGCGUGUUCCUGGUGAGCUGUGAGGAAGGAGGCGGCCCCGCGCUCCAGUGUGUGUGCAUGAACCUGGUGGAGCAUCUCCACGAAGCCCCGACACCGCCUGAGGGGUGUCGGUCACCCCCAGACCCUCCCAGCCCCGGAGCGGGGAGGGAGGGGGUGGUCCCCCGGCCCGCUGUAUUUCCAGACAAGUCGAAGAACUGGCCCAUCAAACAGCAGCAUCCACCUGCCCGUGCACCUGCUGCUGCCUGUGUCUCUUAUUUCUUCGUGCCGGUCCUGGGACUCGAACUCAGGACCCCAGCCUCUUUGGCUCAAAUCUGCUCAAGGCUGGUUGGUGCGCUACCACUCGAGCCCCGGCUCCGCUUCUGGCUUUUAUCUAGCUCCUUGGAGAUGAGAGUUUUAUUUGCGGACUUCCCUGCCCAGGCUGGCCUCGAAUGGCGAUCCUCCCAUCUCAGCCUCCAGAGCAGCUGGGAUGACGGGCGUGCGCACCAGUCUCUGGUCACACUGUUUCCCAGUGUCAGGUUGUGCGCAGUUACGGCUGGGGGCCGGAGGUGGCUGGGAGACUCCAGGUCACAAGUUGGGAGUCAUGAGUUUCUGCAUCUUCUGUUUGGGUUUUUUUUUUUUUUGGGGGGGGGGGGGCGCUUGAAGACCACUCUCCGCCCAGGGCUGGACGGGCAGCUGCAGACGCGCCCAGUGCCCACCAGGUGGCGGCAGAGCACAGCCGGAGGCCCCGCGCUGCCCCCUUAG